Molecule: messenger RNA, 588 nt
Organism: Gopherus flavomarginatus (Mexican gopher tortoise)
Lineage: Eukaryota; Metazoa; Chordata; Testudines; Testudinidae
Gene: IL17C
Product: interleukin 17C
Exons: 3
Coding region: 1-588 (195 amino acids)
Biological process (GO): inflammatory response
Cellular component (GO): extracellular region
Molecular function (GO): cytokine activity
Source: RefSeq, a predicted model, not a curated record
AUGGAUUCAGCCAGCGUGGGGGUGCUGUGCGCCCUGCUCCUGUUCUCCCUGCCAGCCGGCCAAGCCCAGAGGCGGGCAAAGGAUCACCAGCGCCACCACCACCACCACUGCUUCAGCCAGGAGCAGCUGCAGGCUGGAGAGCUGCCCACCCACUUUGUGAGCAGGACCAUGAAGUGGGACCGAUACGCCCCCGUGCAGCUGGUUCCACACCUGGAAAAGAUGCAGCAGGAAGGAGGCCAGAGACGCAAGCGCCAAGUAGAUGGGUGCCCGGCUCUGCAGCUCCAGGCUACCGUCAACAGCGAGCCCAACGAGCGCUCCCUCUCUCCCUGGAGAUACCGCAUCGACGAGGACGAGAACCGCUACCCGCAGAAGCUGGCCUUCGCCGAGUGCCUGUGCACCGGCUGCAUUGACGUCAAGACGGGCCGGGAGACGUCCUCACUCAACUCUGUGCCCAUGCACCAGACCAUGAUGGUGCUUCGCCGUAAGCCGUGCCCGCACAAUGCCAACCCUGGGAUCUUUGCCUUCGAGGUGGACUACAUCAAGGUGCCAGUCGGCUGCACCUGUGUCCUCCCCAGGUCCAGCGGCUGA